Linum trigynum is the source of this 990-nucleotide messenger RNA. NCBI's taxonomy places the organism in Eukaryota, Viridiplantae, Streptophyta, Magnoliopsida, Malpighiales, Linaceae. The record is from the annotation of a GenBank genome assembly.
AUGGUGAGUUCAAUGGAAGAGAAUGACCCAAAUGAGGUAGUGAAUUCUGCUGAUUACCUAUCAGCAGACGAAGGAACAGUUGCUGCUUCUGUGGCUCGACCAAUGAUCCAUGUUUACGACUCCGAUGAUGCUGACACAUCCGACGAUGAGUACCAUGAGGCAAGGAACAACCUUCGGGCAUAUGGAGAAAUGCGGAAGAGAAAGGUGAGAAUGAGGGCUGAUGGUCAUGGGGAGGAGGUGGAGCAGUUGGACGAGUUUGAAGAGGUGGAAUCUGAUGAGGAAGAGGUUGAAGAAGCUGGGGUUGACAACCUUGAUGUGAAUGAAGAGGAAAUAGAAGAUUCUGAAACUGAGGAAGUGCCACCAACUGAGCAAGCACGUAAGCAGACAAGUAAUCAUUCGAGCUACAGACUUUCCGAGGAGUCUGACCACGUGCGAGGUAACAUAUCUGAUGAGGCUAGUGCUGAUGUGUUCGACAACGCACCACACUACGAUCCUCAUUGUGAGGGUAAGUUCGAGUUUGUGGCUCGCAUGAGAUUCAAGGAUCCUGACCAGUUUAAGACUGCGGUGGUGAAGCAUUCUGUAGCAAAUGGGGCAUGUUUGAGGUGGACAAGGGUUAACCCUACGAGGAGGGAAGUGAAGUGUAAGAACGAGAGCUGUAAAUGGAAGGUGUAUGCAAGCUGGUUUAGGAAGAACCAGACUUUUAUGGUAAGAAAGGUAGGGCUGCCACAUUCAUGUUCAAGACAGCUUCGGGUGAAUCAAGUUACGGCGAAGUGGAUUGCGAUGGACAUGCUAGAGAGGUUCAGGAUCAAUCCUGAAUGGGCCCCAGAGCAGAUCAUGGCUGAAGUGAAACUGAAGCACAAUAUCGAGGUUAAAAGAAGGACAUGUUACAGGGCGAAAGUGGUAGCCAUUCGACUCCUUAGUGGCUCUUUGAAAGAUGAGUACACGAGGCUACGGUCAUACUUGGGUGAGCUGAAGAAACGAGACAGGUAA